CAUCCAAGACCGUUGAUAUACGUUUGCGGUUAAUAACUCUCUCUCUAGAAGGAACUACGGCAAGUAGUUUACUUUUUACUGUUGGAGCCACACGUACGUCGUUUUUGAGGCUUUUAAAGAAGGAUUUUUAGUUGGUUUUGCGCUCUCCCAAAGUUCCGAACACUCGCAGGUACAGGAGUCGCUCGCCUCUUUUCGUCUCUCGGUCUCUGUAUUUCUUAUCCAUGGCGUCUACUUUCGUCACAGUGCCAAAACCCUUUCUAUCCAAACCCAACGUCCCCUCUCUAUCUUAUAACCAGAGACUACUAGGUCUGCGGAGAAACUCUCUGAGAAUCAACGCCAUUUCCAAGAAAUGGGAGCCCGCCAAGGUGGUUCCUCAAGCUGAUCGAGUGCUUAUUCGUCUGGAGCAGCUGCCCGAGAAAUCAGCUGGUGGAGUCUUGUUGCCCAAAGCCGCUGUUAAAUUUGAGCGGUAUCUAAUUGGAGAAAUUCUCUCUGUUGGUGCUGAAGUUGGGGAAGUGGAGGCUGGAAAGAAGGUUCUCUUCUCAGACAUAAAUGCGUAUGAGGUUGAUUUGGGAACGGAUUCUAAGCAUUGCUUCUGUAAGUCGAGUGACUUGUUGGCUGUGGUCGAGUAGUUGUCAGCAAUUUGCUGUUCUUUGCGCGAGGCUACCUCCUAUGAUUCUUGGCCCUUCUUGUGCACUUCUUAUCCAUUUAGAGCAAUGCUUUCUUCUUGCAAAUCAUUCUCUCUGUCACCCUGUAAUAGAGUAAUAUCCAGGUCAUGUUGAAUUCUGUCUAUUACCGUGCUUAUGGGCACGAAUUGUAUUAGAAUUUUACAUCUUAUGAGAAUUUUAUAUUGUAGCACAAAGUAAUUGUGCAUUAAAAGAUAAUCAUGGUUGAAGGGAGGGAACUUCAACUUCUACACAUUUCCAGGGAAGUAACGUUGAGAGAUGAAUUUAGCCUUCAUGGGAAUUUUGGUUUAAGCAUGAUAAUGGGGAUUGAAACUGUUAUUUUUUGGAUGGUCA
Carya illinoinensis is the source of this 1016-nucleotide messenger RNA. RefSeq names its product 10 kDa chaperonin 1, chloroplastic-like. The transcript has 7 exons. NCBI's taxonomy places the organism in Eukaryota, Viridiplantae, Streptophyta, Magnoliopsida, Fagales, Juglandaceae. Gene Ontology annotation, molecular function: protein-folding chaperone binding; ATP binding; protein folding chaperone. Bases 222 to 629 code for a protein of 135 amino acids. The record is from RefSeq and is a predicted model, not a curated record. Gene Ontology annotation, cellular component: mitochondrial matrix.